AUGGCCUCUCCGAUUAGUUGCCUAUCAAUCUUGGUAAUCCCUCUACUAGUCACCUCUCUUUUCUACCAAGUUUCUAAUGCAGAUCGAGCCCUUGUUGAAAGCAUUUGCCACAAUUCCACGGACUAUGAGUUUUGCUUGUCAUCUUUACUUUCAGACGAACGUAGCAUUAAAUCUGCUUUACCUACGCUGGAACUCAUUUCUAUUGAAUUAAACUUGAAAGUAAUAGCAGUUGCCGUUAAUCGAAUUCCAGAUGUUCGUAAAACACUCACAGACCCAGUGGAUAAGACUCGACUUCAGAAUUGCGAAAGCGAUAUUGGUGAUGCACACGAGAAUAUGCUUCGUGCAAGUGACGGUGCGGGUUUUCAAAAUUAUGAUAAAGCUCAAACUUCACUUACGGCUGCACUUCUGAAAAUUGGAGAAUGUAGUGAUGAAUAUGAGAGCUCCCCAAAACGUCAAUCACCACUAUCAGAUCUCACUUUCAAAAUGGGGAGGCUAAUCGAUAUUUCUUAUGUUAUAAUUAAUAAGAUAUUGCCAGUGUAA
This is a messenger RNA of Quercus robur (English oak), 540 nucleotides long. Its product is annotated as pectinesterase inhibitor 5-like. The coding region runs from base 1 to 540 and encodes 179 amino acids. The record is from RefSeq and is a predicted model, not a curated record. Lineage: Eukaryota; Viridiplantae; Streptophyta; Magnoliopsida; Fagales; Fagaceae. Gene Ontology annotation, biological process: negative regulation of catalytic activity. Gene Ontology annotation, molecular function: pectinesterase inhibitor activity. The transcript has a single exon.